CAACACAAGCCCUGUCUUGAUUUUCUCAAAACAGUGUGAUGUGUGCGGUCUAAAAUGUAGUUGGGUUAUUCGCACAGACUGCACCCAUUAUAAAGAGUGACGCGUUUUUUCCAUCUCAAGUGAUCAGGAUUUAAGAGCACACAACCAGACUUCUCCAAGUCCAGACAUGCCAGAUUCUGCAUCGAGCGAUCCUGGUUCAAAGGUAUUUGACCCUCAACAUUCCCAGAACCUCCUCAGAGUUCUUCGCACGUUCUGGCAAGAGCAAAGCUUCCAUGAUGCACUGCUGGUAGUGGACGGUGAGGAGCUUCCUGUUCAGAAAAACAUCCUGGCUGCAGCCAGCCCUUAUAUUAGGACCAAACUGAACUACAAUCCUCCAAAAGAAGAUGGGUCAACAUACAGGAUUGAGCUACAGGGGGUCUCCAUGCCCAUUAUGAAACAGAUUCUGGACUUCAUCUUCAGUGGUGAAAUCACUUUAAGUGAAGGCACCAUCCAGGACAUGGUACAAGCAUCUGACCUGCUCCUCAUGACUGAGCUCAAGUUGCUGUGUUGCCAGUUCCUCGAAAGCUGCAUCACAGCAGAGAACUGUAUCGGCAUUCGUCUUUUUUCCCUCCAUUACUGCCUACAUCAUGUCCACUACACUGCCACAGAGUACUUGCACACGCAUUUCCGUGACGUGGCGCUCACAGAGGAGUUCAGGGAGUUGUCUCAUGACCGACUGUGCGAGGUGCUGGCUGAGGAGAAGCUUAACAUCGGUAAUGAGAAGCAUGUGCUGGAGGCUGUGGUGCGAUGGUUAAGCCACGAUCCAGACGCUCGCAGGGUGCACAUGAGGGAAGUGAUGUCUGCAGUGUGGUUGCAAGGCUUGGAUGCAAGCUACCUGAGAGAACAGGCCUUGGGGGAGCCGCUGAUGAGAGAGGUGAUUAGAGAGCACUGUCAGCCAGUGCUUGCGGAGAGUCAGCUACAAGGCGAAGCUCUUCUUGCUGCUUUCAAGCCUCGAGGUUACUCUGAGUGCAUUGUUGUUGUCGGCGGAGAGGAUCGUAGGACCAGGAAGCCCACAGCUCUGACUCGCUGCAUGUGUCCACUUUAUGACACCAAUCGACAAGCCUGGAUUGAGCUGCAGCCUAUGAGCAUCGCCCGUAUGGGUCAUGGGGUGGUCUCUGCUGAGGGAUUUCUAUUUGUGGUGGGUGGGAGAGACGAGAACAACAUAGUCUUGGACACUGGUGAGAAGUAUGACCCAGAGUCCAAUACAUGGAGUCCCAUCCCCUCAAUGUUACAGACUCGGCAGAACUUUGGCGUGGUGGAGCUGGAUGGUCUCGUUUAUAUUCUUGGUGGGGAGAAUGCAGAAAGUGAACUGACCACGGUAGAAGUGUUUGAUCCUCACGUCAAAACCUGGAAGAUGCAGACCAGUAUGACCAUGAUCCGCAAGGUGGGUUGCUAUGCCUCCAUGAAUAAGAAGAUCUAUGCCAUGGGUGGCGGUUCCUACGGGAAACUUUUCGACUCAGUUGAAUCCUUUGACCCCAAAACCCAGCAGUGGACAGGCCUCUGUCCGCUCAAGGAGAGAAGGUUUGGAUCUGUGGCUUGUGGCGUCGGUAAGGAGCUCUACGUGUUUGGCGGUGUGAGAAGUCAAGAGAACGACAACCCGGAGCAACGUCACAUGAUGACCUGCAAGUCUGAAUUCUACCAUGAUGAAAUGAGGAGGUGGAUGUUCUUAGAUGACCAAAACUUGUGUAUCCAGACCAGCUCAUCAUUCGUGUACGGUGCUGUUCCCAUCGGAGGCAGCAUCUACGUGGUUGGAGACUUGGAUACCGGUACCAGUUUUGACUACAUCCGCGAGUUCCGUCGCAGCACGGGGACCUGGCAUCGUACCAAGCCCAUGUUACCCAGCGACCUCUCCAAAACAACCUGCGCUGCACUUCGGAUCGCCAACUGUCGUCUGUUCCGCCUUCAGUUGAGCCAAGGCAUGUUUCGAAUCAGAGUCUGAAUUGAGAAAGAACAAAUGGGCCGCAGCUGUAUGUCUCUCUCUGACUUUUGCACACUUGUAACGUCCAACCGCAUACGACAUGCUUGGG
Hippocampus comes (tiger tail seahorse) is the source of this 2066-nucleotide messenger RNA. RefSeq names its product gigaxonin (gene gan). Gene Ontology annotation, molecular function: protein binding. The transcript is spliced from 13 exons. Gene Ontology annotation, biological process: cytoskeleton organization. The record is from RefSeq and is a predicted model, not a curated record. NCBI's taxonomy places the organism in Eukaryota, Metazoa, Chordata, Actinopteri, Syngnathiformes, Syngnathidae. Bases 167 to 1978 code for a protein of 603 amino acids.